AUGUCAGAAUCAGAGUAUAUCUUAGUUACUGGUGGUGCUGGUUAUAUUGGUAGUCACACAGUUAUUGAAUUAGUCGAUAAUGGUUAUAAACCAAUUAUAGUUGAUAACUUAUCAAAUUCAUCUUAUGAUGCAGUUUCAAGAAUUGAAUUUAUAGUUGAUCAACAUUUUCCUUUUUUUAGAAUUGAUUUGAGAGAUUCUUCAGCAUUAACUAAAAUUUUUGAAAAAUAUAACAUUUCAAGUGUUAUUCAUUUUGCUGCAUUAAAAGCUGUUGGGGAAUCAACUAAAAUUCCAAUUGAUUAUUAUGAUAAUAACAUCAAUGGUACUAUUAACUUAGUUAAGGUUAUGCAAAAAUUUAAUGUCAAGACCAUUGUUUUUUCAUCAAGUGCAACUGUUUAUGGUGAUGUCACUAGAUUUGGUGAUGAUAGAUAUAUUCCAAUUCCUGAAGAAUGUCCAAUGGAUCCUACCAAUCCAUAUGGGAAAACAAAAUACAUGAUUGAACAAAUUUUAAAAGACGUUUCAAAUAGUGAUGCUGGUUCUGAUUUGAAAGUAGCAAUUUUAAGAUAUUUUAAUCCAAUUGGUGCUCAUCCAAGUGGUUUACUCGGUGAAAAUCCGUUAGGCAUUCCAAAUAAUUUAUUGCCUUAUCUUGCUCAAGUUGCAAUUGGAAAAAGAGAAAAAUUAUCAAUCUUUGGUAAUGAUUAUGCAAGUCAUGAUGGCACUCCUAUUAGAGAUUAUAUUCAUGUUAUAGAUUUAGCAAAAGGUCACAUUGCUGCUUUAAAUUAUUUACAUAAAAUAGGAAAUUCUGGUCUUUAUCGUGAAUGGAAUUUGGGCACUGGUAAAGGUUCAACAGUAUUUGAUGUUUAUCUUUCAUUUUGUAAAGCUGUUGGUAGAGAAUUACCUUAUGAAGUUGUUGCAAGAAGAUCUGGUGAUGUUUUGGAUUUAACUGCUAAACCAGAUAGAGCAAAUGAAGAAUUACAAUGGAAAGCUGAACUAGGUAUUGAUGAAGCAUGUAAAGAUUUAUGGAAAUGGACAACGGAGAAUCCAUUUGGUUUUCAAAUUGACAAUUAUCAGUGGAAAGAGUUUAGUGAUGAUUUAAAUGAUAGAUUACAUACUUUUAAAAUUGAUAAUUUUAAAGUAGGAAUUAUAAAUUAUGGUGCAACUAUACAAAAUAUUCAAAUUGGUGAUCAAUUAUUAGUUUGUGGGUUUGAUAAUGGUUCUGAUUAUAAAUCUUCAAGCAAUCCAUAUUUUGGUGCAAAUAUAGGAAGAUUUGCAAAUAGAAUUAAACAUGGUAAAUUUACAUUAAAUGGUAAAAAAUAUCAAUUGUCUCAAAAUGAAGGUGAUAAAAAUUGUUUACAUUCAGGAUUUAAUGGUUUCGAUAAACAAAAUUGGUAUGGUCCAAUUGUUAAAUUUAACGAUGAUAAAUUUAAAGUUGAUUUUAAAUUGAUUGACAAAGAUGGUAAUGAUGGAUUCCCAGGUGAUCUAGAAACAAUUUUGCAUUAUAUAAUUGGUUAUAAAUUUAUUGAAAUUGAAUAUGAGUCAAAAUUAUUGAAUGGUGAAUCUACAAUUGUAAAUUUAACAAAUCAUUCUUAUUUUAAUAUAUCAAAUGGUGAUUCAAUUGAUGAUACAGAAUUUGAACUUGGUACAGAUCAAUAUUUGAAAGUAGAUGAUGAAUUAAUUCCGACUGGGGAAAUUGCAAGCAUUGGUUCUGCAAAAUUUACAUUAACUUCAGAUAAAUCUUUUGAUAAUUGUUUUAUAGUAAAUGAAAAUGAUGAUAGAAUUGAUACAAGAUCAAAUGAAUUAAAACAAUUGGUUAAAGCAAGUCAUAAAGAUUCAAAAAUUACAUUAAUUGUUUCAUCUACUGAUCCAGCUUUUCAAUUAUACCUGGGAGAUGGCAUAAAUACCGAUGGUUUCAAAAAGAGAAGUGGAUUUUGUGUUGAACCAAGCAGAUUUUUAAAUGCAAUUAAUCAACCAAACUGGUCAAAACAAGUUAUAUUAAAGAAAGAUGAAACAUAUGGAGGUAAAAUUAAAUAUGAAUUCAAGUAG
Molecule: messenger RNA, 2040 nt
Organism: Insectozyma verbasci
Lineage: Eukaryota; Fungi; Ascomycota; Pichiomycetes; Serinales; Debaryomycetaceae
Source: the annotation of a GenBank genome assembly